GAGUUACUUCCGUUUAAGUCCGUGCUUGCGUUCCACAGGGCUCAAUGCCAGCUUGAAUAAAUACACACAACCAUGGACCCCUUGCCUGCCGACAGACGGUAUCCGGUCAAUGUUUGACUGAGUAAGACUUUGUUCUAUUCUGCGCCAUGAAACCCACCAGCCAAAUCACCACGCUCUCGAUUGAGUCCGAGAAGGACGUUCUGCAGUCGUUGCUCCCGCAGUAUGGCCUUCGUAUGGCUGCAGACGGCCUGCACAUACGGUGGGCGGUUGGCAAUCGUCGACAUCCACGAAAUUGGAGGCUGCGGCGGAAGAUCUGGGACAUCGCUCUGAUUCUGUUCCUGGAGUUCUUUACCACGGCAGUGAGCACGGCGGGUUCCACCGCUGCAAACAGUACUCUAUGCGAAUUUGAUGUCCCGCAGGAGCUGUCAAUCUUCCUCUUUGUGUCCGUGUACUUGAUCGGCCAGGCAUGUGGGGGGAUCAUCUUCCCGCCGUACUCGGAGGCGUUUGGGAGGAAGAAGCUGUAUGUCGUAAGCUCCGCGCUGUACAGCCUGGCGUGUGUGGUGGUGGCCUCGGUGCCGUCGAUGGCCGGGGUGGUCGUGGGACGGUUCAUGAGCGGGAUUCUGUCGGCGAUUCCCACGACGGUGGUGGGCGGCAGCAUUGAGGAUCUGUUCAACUCGCGGGAGCGCGUGUGGAUGAUCUGCAUCUGGGUGCAGGCUGCCAAUCUGGGGAUGGUUGUCGGUCCGAUUCUGAGUACUUUUGUCGUGGCGGAUAUGAACUGGCGAUGGCUAUUCUACGUGGCCGCCAUGGUGACCGGGGUACUGGCGUUUUUGCUACUAACAAUCCGCGAGUCGCGGCCCUCGCUACUGCUGGCGCGGGAGGUGGCGCUCUUCCGGCAGGUCACGCAGAUCCGCACCCCGGACGCGCUGAACCCAGACCAAGCCCCGGGUCUGCACACCUUUGUGCGAUUGGCGCUGUUCCGGCCGAUCCGGCUGCUGUGCACGGAGCUCAUCGUCUUCAUCGUGGCGGUGAUGAGCGCCGUGGCCAUCGCGCUGGUGUACCUGUUCACGCAGGCGCUGCCCCCGAUCUACAUGUCGUUCGGGUUUAGCCCGCGCGAGGCGUGCCUGCCCUUCCUCGCCAUCGGACUCGGUCUGUUCCUGGGGUUCGUGACGCGGUGGAUCGACCUGCGCAUCAUCGCGCAGCACAGCCGCCAGGGCCGCCCGCUGCAGCCCGAGGACAAGCUCCUGGGGUUCUGGAUCGGCACGCCCGUGCUGGCGGCGGCGCUGUGGGUGUUCGCGUGGACGAUCCCGCCGGCGAUGGCGCACGUGCCCUGGCUGGUGUCGGUGGUGGCCCUGGUGCUUUUGGGCUUUAGCUUGAAUGAGAUCGACUACGUGCUCGGCGGGUACCUGACGGACAGCUAUCUGAGCUACGCGGCCAGUGGACUGGCGGCGCUGAGCCUGGUGCGCGCCACCCUGUCGGCCGUGCUGCCGCUCGUAUCGGCGCCCAUGCUGCAGCGGCUGGGCGCCAACGGCGCCGUCUCGGUGCUGGCCGCCCUCGCGACGGUGUUCUGUCUGGUGCCGCCGCUGUUCGCGCACGUGGAUGAGGAGGGGUAUUGA
This is a messenger RNA of Aspergillus uvarum CBS 121591, 1613 nucleotides long. RefSeq names its product putative MFS multidrug transporter. The transcript is spliced from 6 exons. Bases 147 to 1613 code for a protein of 488 amino acids. Gene Ontology annotation, molecular function: transmembrane transporter activity. The record is from RefSeq and is a predicted model, not a curated record. NCBI's taxonomy places the organism in Eukaryota, Fungi, Ascomycota, Eurotiomycetes, Eurotiales, Aspergillaceae. Gene Ontology annotation, biological process: transmembrane transport.